Messenger RNA from Doryrhamphus excisus (bluestripe pipefish), 1113 nucleotides. RefSeq names its product claudin-1-like. Gene Ontology annotation, cellular component: bicellular tight junction; membrane. The record is from RefSeq and is a predicted model, not a curated record. Gene Ontology annotation, molecular function: structural molecule activity. Lineage: Eukaryota; Metazoa; Chordata; Actinopteri; Syngnathiformes; Syngnathidae.
UGUCUCCUUUUGCAGUGUAAACAAUGUGUAUGUUCUGGAGGGUUGACCUUCUAUGGAGUUCAUUGACCCGAAACGCUGAAGCGGCUCAGAGGUUCAGAUCAGUUUUGCACUGCCAGCCGUCACAUCUCAGGCACAACCUAAAUUUGAAUUUACAGAGUAACAACCGUAACUCCACUUGGCCUUGACCUCCAGACUUGAGUGGACAGUAAGGACACGGGACGUCAGUUGCCUUGUGUUGCAGGUGAGCUCUGAGCAGCAUGGCGGCGGGCCUGCAGGUGGUGGGUCUGGUUCUGGGCGUGCUGUCGUGGUGUCUGCAGUCCAGCUGCACAUCCUCGCAGCUGUGGAAGGUACGGAGUCAGGCGGAGUCGGUCACCAGCAGUCAGUGGCACUUCGAGGGGCUGUGGAUGAGCUGCGCCGCCACCUCCCUGGGCUCGGUCCAGUGCAACAAGUUCAAGACGCUUCUGGGCCUGCCAGUCCACCUGCAGGCAUGCCGGGCCCUGAUGAUCAUGUCUAUGGUGCUGGGCCUGGCCUCCAUUAUCGUGUCUGUGCUGGGACUCAAGUGCACCAAGAUCGCCAGGACCUCGGACCAGGUUAAAGGUCAAAUCGUCUUGAGUGGAGGCUCCAUGUUCAUCCUGUCAGGGGUCUUCACCCUGAUUGCAGUGUCCUGGUACGCUGGAAGGGUCAUCCAUGAAUUCUACAAUCCUCUCUACAAUGGAGUCAGGUACGAACUGGGCAGCGGUCUCUAUCUGGGAUGGGGGGCUUCCGGUUUAGCCCUGAUCGGAGGUUCAAUGCUGUGUUGUUCCUACAGGAGGAGCUCGCCCACCCCUCCUGCAAGACAUUUCUCCUACAACUACUCCAAAAACAACCAAGGUCACAACAUCUACACGGCUGCUUCCACCUCUGACAACAGCGCCGCUAAAGCUUACGUCUGACCUGCUCCCUGAACGCACCGUCACACAAAUCAAAGCACAUAGUGAUGAUGUCCUCUUAUAAAAAAAAAAUACAUGUUUGCUGUCAUCACGUGUUAUUUUACUCUUAGGAUUUAUACAUUAAGUCUUUUUUGUUGUAAAUAAAGUACAUCAACACUUGAUUGAUAUUAAAGCUGCUCACUUG